This is a messenger RNA of Tetrahymena thermophila SB210, 357 nucleotides long. RefSeq lists its product as hypothetical. The transcript has a single exon. NCBI's taxonomy places the organism in Eukaryota, Ciliophora, Oligohymenophorea, Hymenostomatida, Tetrahymenidae. The record is from RefSeq and is a predicted model, not a curated record.
AUGAAAUAAUAAGAAAUUAAUAAAUAAAUAAUAAAAUCAAAUGUUAAAAAUAAAAAAAUGAAUUAAAUUAAGAAAGUUAGAAGAAAAAAAACACAAAUACAAUAAAAAAGAAAAAAAAAGUAAAUCAAAAAAAAAGCUAAUAAACAAGUUAAAAGAGAUUUUUUGUUUUAAUUCAUUUCAAUAAGUAAAAAUAUAUCAUAAUCAAAAACUAAAAAACAGUUUUUAUCAAGUAAAAAUUUUAGAAAGAAAAAAUAUGAAAUAAUAAUAAAUGGAAAAUUAAUUUAAAAGAUUUUAAAUGAAAAUUAAGUUAAAAUAACUAAAAAAACAUUUUUAAACAAAAUGUAGGAAUUUAUGUGA